Molecule: messenger RNA, 2717 nt
Organism: Dipodomys ordii (Ord's kangaroo rat)
Lineage: Eukaryota; Metazoa; Chordata; Mammalia; Rodentia; Heteromyidae
Gene: Tlr5
Product: toll-like receptor 5
Exons: 1
Coding region: 1-2577 (858 amino acids)
Biological process (GO): inflammatory response; immune response; toll-like receptor signaling pathway
Cellular component (GO): membrane
Molecular function (GO): transmembrane signaling receptor activity; protein binding
Source: RefSeq, a predicted model, not a curated record
AUGGCAGAUCACCUUGACCUUCUCCUAGGAGUGGUGCUCGUGGCUGGUCCUGUGUUUGGAACUUCUCCUUGCUCCUUUGAUGGCGUGAUAGCCUUAUUUCGUUUCUGCAACUUCACCCAGAUUCCCCCGAUCCCCAACAGCACAGAGACCCUCCUUCUAAGCUUCAACUACAUCACGACAGUCACUGCCACAUCAUUCCCCUUCCUGCAGCAGCUCCAGCUGCUAGAGCUUGGAACCCAGUACACUCCCUUGACAAUUGGCAAAGAGGCCUUCAGAAACCUGCCCAAUCUUAAGAUCCUGGACCUGGGCAAAAGUCAUGUGGACUUCUUGCAUCCAGAUGCUUUUCAGGGAUUAUCACGACUGUUUGAACUUAGACUGUUUGCCUGUGGCCUCUCUGAUGUUGUCUUACGAGAUGGCUAUUUCAGAAAUUUAAGUGCUUUAACUCGCUUGGACCUCUCCAUGAACAAGAUCAGUAGCCUUUCCCUACAUUCUUCCUUUCAGGAAUUGAAUUCCUUACAGUCUAUAGACUUUUCUUUCAAUCAAAUACUCACUGUAUGUGAGGAUGAGCUCAAACCCCUCCAAGGAAAAGUGUUCUCUUGGUUCAGCCUCAAAGCUAAUAACCUGUACAUCAGAGUCUUGGUGGAUUGGGAGAAGUGCAUGAAUCCAUUCAGAAGCAUGCAGCUGGACACGCUUGACGUUUCUGGCAAUGGCUGGACAGCCAUCAUCACGGAAAACUUUUGCAAUGCCAUCUGGGGAAGCAAGGUCUCCUCUUUGAUUCUGGACCACCAUACUAUGGGUUCUGGCUUUGGAUUCCAAAACAUCAAAGAUCCUGAUGAGAACACAUUUGCUGGCCUGGCCCAAAGUUCCGUAGCACGCUUGGAUCUUUCACAUGGUUUUAUCUUCUCCUUGAAAUCCCUAGUCUUUCAGAAGCUCAAGAACUUGAAAGUUCUGAAUCUGUCCUACAACAAGAUAAACACAAUUGCAGUAAAUGCAUUUUAUGGGCUCGACAGCCUCCAGAUUCUCAAUGUAUCUUAUAACCUUUUAGGGGAACUUUAUAAUUCCAACUUCUAUGGGCUACCAGGAGUAGUUUACAUUGACCUUCGAAUGAAUCACAUUGGGAUCAUUCAAAGAGAAACGUUCACAUUCCUUGCGAAAUUACAGACCUUGGAUCUCCGGGACAAUGCUCUUAAUAGCAUUGAUUUUAUUCCAAGCAUACCUACUAUCUUCCUGGGUGGAAAUAAACUGGUGACUUUGGCAAACAUCGGCUUUACAGCCAACUUUAUCCAGUUGGCUGAGAACAAGCUAGAAAAUCUGGCAGAGCUCUAUUUCCUCCUCCAGAUACCUGAUCUCCAGAUUCUCAUUUUAAAUCAGAAUCGUCUUUCCUCUUGUAAGCCACAAAAUCUUCCUUCAAGAAAUCUCAGCCUACAACAACUCUACCUUGGAGAAAAUAUGCUGCAACUUGCCUGGGAAACUGGAUCCUGCUGGGAUAUUUUUAAGGGUCUUUUCAAUCUCCAAGUUCUAUAUCUGAAUAAUAACUACCUUAACUUCCUUCCACCUGGUGUAUUUAGCGACCUGAUCGCCUUAAGGGGGCUUAGCCUCCACUCCAACAGGCUGACCAUUCUUUCACCUAACAGUUUACCUGCUAAUCUAGAGGUCCUAGAUAUAUCCAGGAACCAGCUUCUAUCUCCAGAUCCUGGUUUAUUUACAUCACUUAGGUUCUUGGACAUAACUCAUAACAAGUUCAUUUGUGAAUGUGAACUUAGUGCUUUUGUACAUUGGCUCAACCAAACCAAUGUCACCAUACAUGGCUCUCCCACCGAGAUAUACUGCAUGUACCCAGACUCAUUUGUAGGGGUUUCUCUGUACAAUGUUUCCACAGUCGGCUGUGAUAUAGAAGAGGUCUUAAAGAACCUAAGGUUUUCUCUUUUCCUCUUGUUCACGGUCACACUGAUUCUGUUCCUCAUGACCAUCCUCAUACUCACAAAGUUCCGGGGGGUUUGUUUCAGCUGUUACAAUACAGUCUGGAGAUUGGUAUUCAAAGACCAGGCCCAGGGAACAGAGUCUGAUAUGUACAAAUAUGAUGCCUAUUUUUGCUUCAGUAGCAAAGAUUUUGAAUGGGUACAGAAUGCUUUGCUUAAACAUUUGGACACUCAGUACUGUGACCAAAACAGAUUCAACCUGUGUUUUGAAGAAAGAGAUUUUGUCCCUGGAGAAAACCACAUAACCAAUAUCCAGGCAGCGGUCUGGAGCAGCAGGAAGACUGUGUGCCUUGUGAGUAGACACUUCCUUAGGGACGGGUGGUGCCUAGAAGCCUUCAGUUAUGCCCAGAGCAAGUGUUUAUCUGAUCUCAACAGUGUCCUCAUCAUGGUGGUUGUCGGGUCCCUGUCACAGUACCAACUGAUGAAACAUAAGAGUAUCAGAGGAUUCGUCCAGAAGCAGCAGUAUUUGAGGUGGCCGGAGGAUCUUCAGGAUGUUGGCUGGUUUCUCGAUAAACUCUCCCAACACAUCCUAAAGAAAGAAAGAGGACAGAAGGAAGAUGGUCACAUUCCAUUACAAACGAUAACCACCAUCUCCUAGCAAACGAGCCAUUUCAUUGGUUGCCCGAAUAAUCCUUCACUUUCUAUGUGCCUCAGGUUACUCUAUAUUGGGCUCCCUUUCCUGCUAUGAAACAUCAGUCUCUUGAUUUUAAUGUCAACACAGUGUUUUUGUCUCACUGA